GUACUGCUCAGACCUAACCUUUUUUUGAAGCCCGCCUUUCGUUUAUUUGUAUUAUACACAUUUUGUUUUGUUUGUUUUGUUUUGUGUUUUUACAUUGUUGUUGACUCGUAGUUAUUAACCAUGAAAGAAAAAAACAAAUCCUUAACAAACGAUACAUCUAACUCAAACGUAACCGAUGCUUCCGGCGAUGAAGGGGACGAAACAUCCAGUGUAGGAAGCACUUCCACAACUGAUAACACAUCCAGAAGUGCAACACCAACAAACAGAUUAAGAAGAAGGAAAAGAGGAAAGAAGCGAUUAAGUGUGCAGAAAACAUUGAAACCCAUCUAUAAAUUUGUUUGUAGCAUUAAAGAAGACCAUGGGCAACCAUUAUUUGGAGUCCAGUUUAAUCACCAUUUAAAAGAGGGACAGCCGAUGAUUUUCGCGGCUGUGGGCAGCAAUCGUGUUACUGUUUACGAAUGUCCUGAAGGCGGUGGCAUCAAGCUACUCCAGUGCUAUGCUGAUCCGGAUUUGGAUGAGAACUUUUACACUUGCGCUUGGUCCUAUGAAGUGGAAUCCGGGAAACCAUUGCUGGCAGUGGCAGGUUCCAGAGGUGUGGUCAGGAUUUUGAAUCCGGCGACCAUGAGUGGUAUUAGACACUACAUUGGACAUGGACAUGCAAUCAAUGAAUUGAAGUUCCAUCCUAGAGAUCCGAAUUUGUUGUUGAGCGUGUCCAAAGAUCAUUCAUUGAGACUGUGGAACAUAAAGAGUGAUGUUUGCAUAGCGAUAUUCGGCGGAGUGGAGGGGCACAGAGACGAAGUUCUCAGCGCUGAUUUCGACCUAGUCGGUAACAGAAUAAUGUCCUGCGGGAUGGAUCAUUCGCUAAAGCUUUGGCGAUUGGAUAAGGAUGAAAUGCGAGACGCCAUCAAACAAUCCUACAACUGGAAUUCAAAUCGAAACUCGCGACCAUUCGACUCUUUAAAGGAACAUUUUCCAGACUUUUCAACACGUGAUAUCCAUCGAAACUACGUGGACUGUGUCCGGUGGUUCGGUGAUUUCGUGUUGAGUAAGUCCUGUGAAAAUUGCAUCGUGUGCUGGAAACCGGGCCGAUUGGAAGAUGAUAAUCUGAGAAAAGGGGAGACCAGUUCUACUGUCAUCCACCGAUUUGAAUACAAAGAAUGCGAGAUUUGGUUUGUGAGGUUUACCAUGGACUUUUGGCAGAAGAUUCUUGCGUUAGGAAAUCAGACAGGAAAAGUAUUUGUAUGGGAUUUGGACGUUCCCGAUCCUGCUCAGGCGCGUUGUUACACUUUACAACAUCCCCGUUGCGUGACGGCAAUUCGACAAACUAGUCUCAGUCGCAAUUCUAACAUUUUACUUUGCGUGUGUGAUGACGGGACUAUUUGGAGAUGGGAUAAGACUGCAUGAGUUUUAAUAUUUAUAAGAAUUAUUUUAUAAUCUAGAGUUAGGUUAGUCAAUAAACCAUAUUUAAAUUAAAA
Messenger RNA from Aethina tumida (small hive beetle), 1475 nucleotides. RefSeq names its product polycomb protein EED (gene escl). The record is from RefSeq and is a predicted model, not a curated record. Gene Ontology annotation, biological process: negative regulation of transcription by RNA polymerase II. Gene Ontology annotation, molecular function: protein binding; nucleosome binding. Bases 121 to 1404 code for a protein of 427 amino acids. The transcript has 5 exons. Gene Ontology annotation, cellular component: ESC/E(Z) complex. Lineage: Eukaryota; Metazoa; Arthropoda; Insecta; Coleoptera; Nitidulidae.